Messenger RNA from Cutaneotrichosporon oleaginosum, 867 nucleotides. RefSeq lists its product as uncharacterized. Lineage: Eukaryota; Fungi; Basidiomycota; Tremellomycetes; Trichosporonales; Trichosporonaceae. The record is from RefSeq and is a predicted model, not a curated record.
GCUGCAUCAACUCCAGACAUCAACUCCAACGCACCACGCUCACCCACCUUCCUUCACCGUCACCCCCGUCGCAACUCUUCUUUCAAUCCCUCAGUCGACAUGGCAAUCGUUCACCCGCGCUCAGACUCGGACCCACACUCGCCUCCUUCAAGGCCUCGCAGUGCUUCUCCGCCUCACGCUGCGCACGCUGCUCACAACCCACUCCCACUGCUGCCUCGCUCAAAUGCUGAGGCACUCCAACUCGGACUCCCACUCCUUCACCCUCAUCGCCGUCCGACAGCCGACCAACCUAAAAGCCCUUGCCCCAGUUCAAUCCCCUGCCAGUCACAGCCGUGCGUUUCCAAAGUUUGACGCUCAACAUGUUUGUCGUCUAGCUAGCCAGCUGACAUUGCAUAGACUUCUUGAUCUGGGUGGUGACUGCUCCCUAGAGCUUCGUGUUCCCAACGGGGCGCUAGCUCUCGCCUGCCGCCUGGAAAUCGCUCUUGGUGUUGCCGUCCGUGCCGAUAUUGGCCUCGCCACCUGUCUUUCAUUUGACCCAAACAUCGGCGUUGUCUGUGGUAAUGGCGUUGGUCUCUCCCACUUCGACUCUGCUUGCGGCCAGUGCGAGAUGCAUGAAUGGCCUCGCAUGCAGUGCAUCUGCAACAACCGGCUGGUUGACUUUGCGGUCGGUACGUUCUGUUCAUCCUCCAUGGUCUCUCUCAGACGACUCCGCUGACUGCAGAUGCCUGCAUUGGGCGUUCUGGGAACGGUCUUACCUGCCACCGUUAGCCAUCUCUCCGUCCUUAAUGGACCUUCCUCGCGUUGGCGGCCUCAUCCCCUAUUAUAAUACGCUUGCGCCUACGACAUUGACCCUCGCUCACUUCGUCG